Brassica napus (rape) is the source of this 1133-nucleotide messenger RNA. RefSeq names its product secretory carrier-associated membrane protein 1. The coding region runs from base 116 to 946 and encodes 276 amino acids. The transcript has 12 exons. Gene Ontology annotation, cellular component: trans-Golgi network membrane; recycling endosome membrane. Gene Ontology annotation, biological process: protein transport. NCBI's taxonomy places the organism in Eukaryota, Viridiplantae, Streptophyta, Magnoliopsida, Brassicales, Brassicaceae. The record is from RefSeq and is a predicted model, not a curated record.
GCGCCAAACACGUCCUUAAAACACUUAGAGAAGAAACUAAGAAGGAAACGCUUUUACCCUCUCUUCUUCUUCCAAAUCGUCUCUGUAGAUUGGAUCUGCUGAGUAGGGUGGUGCAAUGUCUCGCUACGAGUCUCCUUCCUUUGACGACGGCGAGGUUAAUCCUUUUGCGAAUCCUUCAACUGUUCCUGCUGCAACGUCACAGUAUGACCGUGGUGGUGCCACAACUGACAUCCCUCUAGACUCUGCUGGGAAGGAUCUGAAAGCUAAGGAGAAGGAACUCCAGGCCAAAGAAUCUGAAUUGAAGAGACGGGAGCAGGAACUCAAGCGGAAAGAGGAUGCUAUAGCACAGGCCGGGAUUGUGAUAGAAGACAAAAACUGGCCACCGUUUUUCCCUCUCAUCCACCAUGACAUCUCUAAUGAGAUACCCAUCCAUCUGCAGAGAAUCCAAUAUGUUGCAUUCACAUCGUUGCUGGGUCUUGUGGUGUGCCUGUUAUGGAACAUUGUGGCAGUCACCACCGCGUGGAUUAAGGGAGAAGGUCCAACGAUAUGGUUUCUAGCUAUUAUCUAUUUCAUAUCAGGGGUUCCUGGAGCAUAUGUUAUGUGGUAUCGACCUCUAUAUCGUGCCAUGAGGACUGAUAGUGCUCUGAAGUUUGGGUGGUUUUUCUUCACUUAUCUGUUUCACAUAGGGUUUUGUGUAUUCGCCGCGGUGGCUCCUCCAAUCAUCUUCAAGGGGAAAUCGCUGACGGGAAUAUUGCCGGCGAUUGACGUGUUGAGCGGGAAUAUAUUGGUUGGGAUUUUCUAUUUCAUUGGGUUUGGAUUCUUCUGCCUGGAGUCACUCGUGAGCAUCUGGGUUAUUCAGCAAGUGUACAUGUACUUCAGGGGGAGCGGUAAAGCAGCAGAGAUGAAGCAGGAGGCAACAAGACGAGCAAUGAUGGCAGCUCUCUGACUACACACCUUUGAGUCUUAACCCUGAAGAUAACAUACAAACAGAUCCUUUCCUUUUUCAAUCUUUUUUUUUAACUUUAUUUAACUAAGUGUAACCAAAACUUUUGAUUUCUUUUUUAACCGUAUUCUGAUUACUUUAUUUAAAGAACCCCAAAAUGCUAAGUUCAUAAAUACGCAAUGUUUGGAUA